Molecule: messenger RNA, 1866 nt
Organism: Equus quagga
Lineage: Eukaryota; Metazoa; Chordata; Mammalia; Perissodactyla; Equidae
Gene: TMEM107
Product: transmembrane protein 107
Exons: 5
Coding region: 295-717 (140 amino acids)
Biological process (GO): protein localization to ciliary transition zone; non-motile cilium assembly
Cellular component (GO): MKS complex
Source: RefSeq, a predicted model, not a curated record
GCCGGCGGUCCGCACCAGGCCGGGACCACUCGCAGGGCACCCGGGACCGGCAGCCUCCCGAAGACCGGCUGCGGCUCCCGAAUUUACUGCUCUCGCGAGAUUUUCGGAGAUCCGGCCGCGAAGCCCGCCUACGCGGUUGCCAAGGCAACUGGGCGGUGCCAGCGCGAGCGGGAAGGAGGCGUCUGUCGAGUUUCUGUGUGCUGGCCUCGGAGACUUCAGGAGUGGCCAUCCCUGAACUUCCAGCCCCUGAGACCACGGCCUCCGCUGCAGGCAGUGCCUCUGCCGCUGGAGGCCAUGGGCCGGAUCUCAGGACUCGUGCCUUCUCGCUUCCUGACGCUCCUGGCGCAUCUGGUGGUCGUCAUCACCUUAUUCUGGUCCCGGGACAGCAACAUCCAGGCCUGCCUGCCUCUCACGUUCACCCCCGAGGAAUAUGAGAAGCAGGACAUUCAGCUGGUGGCCGCGCUCUCUGUCACCCUGGGCCUCUUUGCAGUGGAGCUGGCCGGUUUCUUCUCAGGAGUUUCCAUGUUCAACAGCACCCAGAGCCUCAUCUCCAUUGGAGCUCACUGUAGUGCAUCUGUGGCCCUCUCCUUUUUCAUAUUCGAGCGUUGGGAGUGCACUACAUACUGGUACAUUUUUGUCUUCUGCAGUGCCCUCCCAGCUGUCACCGAAAUGGCAUUAUUCAUCAGCGUUUUGGGGCUGAAAAAGAAACCUUUCUGACCACCUUUAUGACGGGAACGUACAGAUGAAGGCUGGAGGAGCGAGGGACCAUUCACCGUUCCUGGAAGAAGGCUUCCGCGCUGCGACUGAAACUAUUUGGUGGAAGAUGUCAGCGUUAGUAGUGUUAGGGUAAUUUUCUCUCGCGUCUAGGAUUAUCAACGUUUUAUUUAGCCCUUUGUAAUAAAAUAUAUUUUAGAGUAAGAUCAAGACUUGUAAAAAUUUCAGGGGAGGAUCGGGGUGGCCAAACUACUGGAGAAACGGAAGGUUGUUUUCCAGCUUUGCAAACUGUAAGGUAAGUAUCGCUUUUAUUUUGGUUAUUACGGUAGCUGUCUGGCGAAGGGAGUGGGCGGAGAUAUGUAAAUAAGCGGCUCCUACGGCUAGGACUCCAAGCUCGUGAGUGAGUGGAGCAUUCUGGGAGGAAUUAAUUUAUCCCUUUUGGUAGCCAAAUGGAAACAAAUAUAUUUUAGCUGAUCUGCAAAUAAAUGUCGCAACAUAAGUGGAGGAACCUAAAUAACCAUUUGCUCAGGCUAACGCGUUAUAUACUCGCCCUAGCUGUUAGUGGAAUCUUUUUCACUGAGUACGGGAUGCAUUGACAAUGCUAGAUAUCGUCAGGUAGGAUAAUCCUUACCUGUUUCCCCUUUAGGGGAGCAGAUUGGAAAAUGAUGAUUGGAGUGCGCAUGAUUCGUGAUUAGCGUCUCUGCGUAAUCAGGACUUGCAACACCCUGAUUGCUCCUGUCUGAUUCUUCCUGACGAUCGUACUUCUUUAUGCUGUUUUUCUGUUGAGAGUCAGAGUUGUAGUUUUUCGCUAGCAACCACAUGCUGGUUAGUGGUGACCGCGCGGGUUAUGUUGAUAGUGUGGUUGUCAUUUCGAACUUUUGUGUUAGUGAUAGCUACCUGGGUUUGAAGUCUUCUGAUACUUAAUGAUGAAGCAGGGUUGGAUAUCUUAAUAGAGAUGGGUUCUUUCUAGUAAGUCAGAUUUGCCAGUAGGUUUUGUUUCUGAGAGUGUCGUCGCUAAGCGUCUAGUCUUGUGUGUGGUUUUAAACUCUGUAGUUGUAAUGUCUAUUGGUUUUCUGUUUUCAAAGCUUAAAUGAGCAGAGCAUGUUUGUGUGUGUCUGAUUUCCUAUAAAAUGAUCAUUCAUGCCGGUUGUA